Messenger RNA from Sebastes umbrosus (honeycomb rockfish), 6176 nucleotides. It is a transcript of the gene qser1, whose product is annotated as glutamine and serine rich 1. NCBI's taxonomy places the organism in Eukaryota, Metazoa, Chordata, Actinopteri, Perciformes, Sebastidae. Bases 1 to 5031 code for a protein of 1676 amino acids. The record is from RefSeq and is a predicted model, not a curated record. The transcript has 13 exons.
AUGAUGGACAGGAACUACCCGACCUCCAGCUUUGCGGACGCGCUGGCUCCACCAGCACAGACCGGAGCUUCUUGGGCCUAUGACCGCAGCAGCACAGCUAGUGUCAAGCCAAGUUCCAGUUAUGGUGCGGCACACCUUGAUGCAGAGCUCCUCCAGCGGCAAAGCUACGCUUCCACCCACCAGCUUCCCACCUACACUACAUCACACCUUCCUGCGGCAGCAGGAGCACUUGACUCAAGCAGUAAUACUUCUGAGACCUCAAUCAUGAGCUUCCUGUCAGCCAUGGAAACGCGAAGCCUUCAGGCUGGUCCUGUUAGUGCCUCACUGCUUCCUCCUUUCAGACCCCCAUCAUGGCCUGCUGGUACCAACUCCUCCACCACAGAGCUGUAUUUGACUGGUGCCCUGCCUUCUACUGCCACUUUCCCCUCUCCCGCUGCUCUGUCGUCCUAUCAGCACACUGGUGCCUACCCUUCCAGGAGUUAUGCUACCAACCCAUCCCUGGCUCUCCAGGAUCCUGCCUUCAGCACUUCCACCAAUGGCCUGUUUUCUCACCACGACCCCCUCCUCCAUCUCAAAACAAGCCAGACUGUGCUUCCCACUGCACUGGCCUUCAAUCAUCUCUCUUCCCCCGCUUUGGGUUCAACCCUUCCUGUCCAGUCCUCCACUUACCGAUCAGCCCAGGAGUCAGCUCCCCACCUCCUACAACCCCAGUUCAGCCUGCUACCCUCCGCCCUGCCUACCCCUCACGGUGCCCCACAACCCUACGGGGCCGCGGUUUUCUCCGGCUCUAUUGAAAGAGCUCUUCAGCGUGAAUGUAGUGUGAUCAAACACCACCAGAGGCCUUCCAGCAGCCAUGCAGCCUCAGAGCAAUUGCCCAAUUCAGAGCACUCCUUACAGGGAUACUUUGGCUCUGGCAGUGAAGCGGAUGUGUCCUACCAGCAGGACCCGUCCCGUCAUACCCCUGUGUCCUGCAGCCCUUCCACAGAAGCAGAUUCCUCUCAAGGGGUCAAUCGUGCUCCACAACCCAAAACAGACUCAGUAACUCAAGCUUAUUCGUCCACUUCUGUGCCGAAGGCUAAAGACUGCUCCUCCAAACUAGCGCCACAUCCCGCCGGGGGUGAAGAGAGUCAUGAGCACUCUCAGAACCUGACUGGAGUGUCUCCAGACCGUUACUCCUCCCGAGGACAGAAGCAGAACUCUGUGAUUGCAAAUCAGCAGUCAAUCCAGCUAUCCAGCCUAAUGUCAAGUACUCUGUCUCAAACCUAUAUCACCCCCCAUACCCAGUCACAGCCCCCCCAUUCCACCUCAGACAAACACUCCCCCCUUUACAAGACUCUGCCUUCCCUCUCCAGCCAGUCUGACAAUGUGUCAUCUGUUAGUCAGACUCUUGUGUACUCCAGUCCCGGAAUGAGCCAGGAGCAGGAGAUCCAGUUUGGAGCCCAGGUUCAGGGCUUGUGUCAGGGGAAUCUCUCUGAGAGCUACCCGACAUCCCACUCUCAGGGCGCCCCAAAUGUGACUUUUACAUCUCAGUCACAGGGGCAAGCUUCAGUGACUCAGAGCUACGCCACAGGACAAUCCCUGAACCUUAACUCCUCUUACCCACCCACAUGUGUGCGGAGUUUGCCCACAUCAAAUUCCUCACAAGACUACACCCUGAUGCAAGCCUCAGUGGGAGGUAAAACACAUGACACACUGUCCCAGCAGCAUAAAUAUGUUUUGUCUGCACCGUUGCCUACUUACUCUUCAACUGCUCAAGCCUUACAAAAUAACAUCAGAUCCUCAAUACAGGAUAUAAAGCCAACAUAUGGCAAACAGAAACUUGGAGAGCUUCCUAUCCAGGACAUUGAUGCUCUCCAGCAGGCAUCAAUGGAAGCCUCUGCUGCAGCUAGCAAUAUGUCCGCUCACAACGUCAUCUAUGUUGUUUCAAAAAUGGACGAUCAUCACAAAACACAAAGCGUUAUCCGAAGCAAUUCACGCUCUGAUGACCAGCUCAUGGGACUAGGUCACACGAACACAGCACAGGUAAAGGAUGAAAGGAUGGCUUCUCUGAGCCAACAGCACAUUCAUCUAAGCAGUGCCAAUGGUCAGGAAAUUGCCAACACAAAAAGUACAAACUCCAGUAUUAUAUCUUCACAUGUGCCCCUUAGCUCAGAGCAGCUCAAGCAGCACUCUCUCCAACUCAAAUCUCCUGAGCCACAUCAACAAAACCACCAGAAUCACACUCAGUCCCAGAGCUCGGCAGCCCACACCCAGUUUAUCACCGUCCCCAGCACUCAGGUUCUCCUCGAACCCAACCAGAUGAUUCUGCUCCAGCAGCCCCUUGUCCACCAAAACACUUCAAAGGUGGUAUCACUGCAAGGUCUCCAAUCAGCCCAAGACUUGGGCCCCGUUCACGUCCAGUAUCUGCAGAUGAGUCGAGAACUGCUGGGUCCCAGUAUCACUGAAACCCAGAGACAGCAGGGCACAGUAGUAUCUGAACAGAGUUCAGGGUGCUCUGAUUCCUCUAAACACCACUACAGCCAGUCAGCAAUUCAGCAACCAAAUGACGCCAAGAAUCACUUUGCUCUCAACUCCAUUUGCUUCCCCGACUCCAUGCUACUCGCAGACGACAGAAAUAUUUUGUCAAAUGUCGAUGACAUCUUGGCUGCCACGGUGGCAGCCUGUGGCGUCACACCACAAGACUUUGUCAAAGCUACAUCCUCUGCUGAGGCUGAAAUGGCAGUAAUGGCGAGCCCCGUUGAUUCUAAAGGUCACUUCCACACUGUGGAUAUAAGGCACAUGUCACCUAGUUUCUCCUCAGCACAGCAGCCAAUCAUGACCAACACUAACUCCCACAACAUGACCAUGACACUAAAUGGAGUUCAGAUGGUCACAGACUGCCAGGGUCAGCCUGUUCACCACAACAACAGUUCAGAGCUUGACACAAACGGAGAUGGAGGGAGCUCUGAGAAUGACUAUCACUUAGGCGGGCAGGUGUAUGACCCCCAAGGUCUCCAGAGCCGAGGCAAAGGGAAUGCAAAGUGUAUUAAAACAGAGGAUGGCCUCAUGGAAGGCCCAGGCGGUGAAGACUUUCCCAAGAAGAAGGCUCGCUCUAAGUCCUUGACCAAACCAGGUGGGCCUGAGGAUGAUAGCGGACAGGCCAGACCGGCCAAGCGCAGUGGGCAGACCAAGCGGCAGAACUCCAGGGGUAGUGACGUCAGCUCGCCAUCUGCCUCACAAGGUGUAUAUGAUGGUUGUCCGCAGCAGGAGAGAAUCAGACAAAAGAUCCGUGAAGUGGAAGAGAAACAGCCGGAGGUCAAAACCGGCUUCAUUGGCUCCUUCCUUGACUUCAUCAAAUCUGGCCCAAAACAGCAAUACUCUCCAAGUCCCACACGAACUAUUAGUCGCCCGAGAAAGCCCUGCACCUCGUCCAAACCGCCGCCAUGUACUCUGCCUUCUUUGCCUCCUAAACUGCCGGCUCUGCCCGGGCCCUUGAUUCCCCAGGAGAGCCAGGGAGUGAGCUCCCAACAGAAACGUCUGGAUGAAGAGCUGCAAAAUAACUUGGAGACUCUGCCAUCGUUCAGCUCGGAUGAAGAGGAGAACACUGGGAAGAACCAGGCCCUGAGGAACAGCAUCAGCUCAGCGCUUUCAGCUCUGGAUGAGGCUUCAGAUCGGAAAACCAGGCCAGAUAACCAAAUCCCCGGUUCGAUGAUGAAGCCAGACCCAAUUCCCACCAUGCUCCACACUGUCACAGAGACCUGUUUGCCGCGGGUAGCCACUCCUACACAGACAACGAACGCCGUCUCAUUAGGGACUGUGUUUGUGGCCAAAGAGGAGUCUAAAGAGACGCCACCGGGCCAGCUGGCUGUGCAGUUGACGAGUGUGGCCAUCGAGGGACUGACUGACGAGGAGCUGUCUGACAGCGGAGGGGAGGGGAUGUACAGGGAGAGAGACGAGUUUGUCGUCAGGAAUGAGGAUAUCGAAAACUUGAAGGUGACAAUGAGAGUGGGCAGUGAGCCUCCAGCCAUCUGGAAAGUCCAGAAGGCUCUGCUGCAGAAAUUUGUGCCUGAGUUGAGAGAUGGAAAGAGAGUCUUCUCAGCCACCAACAGUUAUCUUGGAUACUUUGGUGAUGCCAAGACCAUGUACCAGAGGGUAUAUGUGAAGUUCUUGGACACAGUGAACAAAAGGGAGUACGUACGAGUUUGUAGUCGGAAGCCACGCUGCAAGCCUAUGAACUCGCUAAGGGGUGUUCAGGUGAAAACUUUGCUGGGCUUGACAGCCGCCCCUUCCUCAGUCUCCCAAAGCCAAAAGCCUCGACCCAAACAACUGAAGCCCAGGGCAGAGCCCCCACCGAAGAAGAGGAAGAAAUGGAAGGAGGAGUUUUCACCUGCUGCCUCGGGAUCAUCUACAGAAGAGGGUGGUGACGAUGACGAGUUAAACCCUCCAGUGCCGUUUGCUUCACGGUUACUCAACACGCGAACCAUGAAGGAGACAUUCAGGAGCUUUGUGGAACUGCUCAUCAGCAUUGCCUUAGACGAAGAUGUGAUGACAGCACUUGAGAGGGCAAACGAUGAGUUUCUGCUGCCACAUAUGAAAAGAGUGGAUGGGAUGAUCACUGACAACAGGAAACGCCUGCUUCACAAACUACACAUAGGGCAGGUCCUAAAGACGGCUCUAGACAGCUUCCCAGAGAUCUCCGUGGUGACUGAACUAAAGAAGGACGGGGAAACCCCUGCCUUUAAGGUGCGUCUCAGUGGGAAGGCCUACAACAAGAAAACCAUGAAGCCCUACAAGAUGCCGAACAAAGUGCCACAGGAGUAUACAGUGGACCAGCAGAAAACUCAGUGGUUCUCUCUGUACCACUCUUUGCAGCAUUACAAGUACCACACGUACCUCAUGUGUAAGGACGAGAUCGCAUCUAUGCGGGUGCAGACAGGGGACCUGGGGCAGGAGGAGACGGUGCAGAAGUGUAUGCAGAACGGUGCUUGGGUAGAGGGGCUCUUCGAUCGCUUCGGAGAGCUAAUCAAUCAAGUGCAGCAGGCCUGCCGGUGAUCCAGCCUUCACAGGCUCGGUUUGAAAAAAAACAAACAAACUUUAAAACAACAAAGUCCAACCAACACUUAAAAACAUGAGGAUGCCUCUCAGCUCUAAAUGGCAGCAGAGAAGGAUGGAGUGAGUGUCUCCUUCCAGCCACAGAGAGAUUUGAAUCAGGGACCUGUCAGCUAACUUGCCUGAAAGACGUUUGUGGCCUACAAGUGGCAGCAGGUGAACAGCGGGGACAGCAGUAAAGUUAAUAGUCUGCAUCACUGCAUCCCAGCAGAGAGCAGUAACUUGAUCAACAGAGGACAAGGACUUCCGUUUUGGGAGCGUUUUUUGGAAGAAUUCCACAUAAUGCUUCUCCUAGUCUUUGUAAGUUUUUGUAGUUACAAGCCCACUUUUUUACGGGCCUUUUCAUAGAUUUAUAAUGAGUUUUUUUUUUAGUUAAAUGCCAGAUUAUAACCAGUGAGUAUGCACUAGAUAGAAAGCAAUCGGGAUAGGAAGUAGAGCACAGCGAAUAAAAAUGCAGAAAUCUGAUUGCCUACAGUUAUAACAAGCCUUCAUCAAUCAUUUGAGAAGUAGGCUCACAUACUGAGAAGUUGAUUUAUUGUAUUAAAAAAAAGAAAAAAUAUAUAUAUUAUGUAUAACCGUAGUUAUAUACCGUUUGUAAAACAUCCAUUUUGUAAUGGAGCGCCAACUUAUAUAUAUAAUGUACAUUUUGUAUAAAAGAACAGGGAGGUGGGAACUGCAGCGAUUCUCUUAGUAACUAUAUACUGUAUCUAUAUUGUGGUUUAACUUUUGUGCUUCAAACACCCAUUUGCUGAUCAGAUACAAGUCAGUGCCGUUACCGUACUGCUUUCUACGAAUUUUGUUAAUCAAAUAUUAUGACCUUGACUUACCCGAGGGUAAAAUGAAAUAAAUAAAAAGUUGUCUUUAUACUUAACAGACAUAGCCCACAUUUUAUGACAAAUAGAUAUAUAUUUUUCACAGAAGUAAAUAUUGUUAUGUUCUCAUUACAAUUUCUAAGACACACUUUUUCAUUGUUUUUUCACAGUUUUCCACAAUGGACUCUUUAUAAGUCAGUUAUCAAUUUUAUGCUAUCAAAAACAAUCUUGAUCUUUACAGAUGCAGUUUGUAAAUAAAGUGCCGCAUGUAUUAGA